AUGGAACAUCCAGUGAACGCGAUGUCUCCACAAUCUCAUUCAGCUAUCGAGUCAUUGGCUCACAGAAUACAAGGGUUCUUGACAACACCGCAUAAUAAAUUUGGUUUGUUCCAUCGAUACUGGACAAAUGCUCUUCCUUUGCACGAUCUGGAGGAGCUGCUGUCGUUGGAAGACCUGUCUGAGUCUCCGGGUGCAGCUGAAUUUGCUAAUGAUACUUUCCAGCGAUACUUUCCAUAUCCAAAUGCAACGUCCUUCCGUCUCAGCGACUGGUACUGGAAUGGGGGCGUGCAGAAAUCUCAAUCAAGCUUCAAAGCAUUGCUGGAUAUUAUCAGCGAUCCCGAAUACGAUCCUGCCGAUGUUCGAGCUGCGCAUUGGGACGAUAUCAACAGGCAGCUUGCUAGUGACCAGCCCGGAGAAUGGGCGGAUGACGAUGCCGGCUGA
Molecule: messenger RNA, 441 nt
Organism: Sparassis crispa
Lineage: Eukaryota; Fungi; Basidiomycota; Agaricomycetes; Polyporales; Sparassidaceae
Exons: 1
Coding region: 1-441 (146 amino acids)
Source: RefSeq, a predicted model, not a curated record